This is a messenger RNA of Trypanosoma conorhini, 327 nucleotides long. RefSeq lists its product as uncharacterized. Gene Ontology annotation, molecular function: DNA binding; structural constituent of chromatin. NCBI's taxonomy places the organism in Eukaryota, Euglenozoa, Kinetoplastea, Trypanosomatida, Trypanosomatidae. Gene Ontology annotation, biological process: nucleosome assembly. The coding region runs from base 1 to 327 and encodes 108 amino acids. The transcript has a single exon. Gene Ontology annotation, cellular component: nucleosome. The record is from RefSeq and is a predicted model, not a curated record.
AUGUCGGACACUGCUGCUACCGCUGUGGCUGUUGCUUCGCCCGUGAAGAAGACUUCACCCAGGAAGGCCUCCCCGAAGAAGGCUGCGGCGGCGAGGAAGCCAGCUGCCAAGAAGCCAGCAGCUAAGAACGCUGCGAGGAAGCCAGCUGCCAAGAAGCCAGCAGCCAAGAAGCCAGCUGCUAAGAAGGCUGCAGCCAAGAAGCCAGCAGCCAGGAAGCCGGCAGCCAAGAAGCCAGCUGCCAAGAAGGCUGUUAAGAAGCCCGUGGCAAAGAAGGCGGCGAGGAAGGCGCCGAGGAAGGCCGUGAAGAAGGCCCCAAAGAAGAAGUAG